Camarhynchus parvulus is the source of this 10646-nucleotide messenger RNA. RefSeq names its product voltage-dependent N-type calcium channel subunit alpha-1B-like. Gene Ontology annotation, cellular component: membrane; neuronal cell body; voltage-gated calcium channel complex. Gene Ontology annotation, molecular function: calcium ion binding; high voltage-gated calcium channel activity. Gene Ontology annotation, biological process: calcium ion import across plasma membrane; chemical synaptic transmission. NCBI's taxonomy places the organism in Eukaryota, Metazoa, Chordata, Aves, Passeriformes, Thraupidae. The record is from RefSeq and is a predicted model, not a curated record.
GCACGGCGGAGCGCUCCCGCGGCGGGCACGGCAGCAGUGCAGCCCCUUCCCAGCCCAGCGCCCCGUGGCCGAAGGGACCGCGGCCACCCCGCGCCGCCCCGGCCAUGAGGUCGGGCCGGAGAGACGCCACCUGUGCGGGGAGGUGAGCGGAGCCCCGGAGCCUUCCUCCUACCCCCGGGCAGCCACAGCGGCGGGGAAGCGCAGGGGGUGGAGGAAGGAAAAGGGAUAUUUUUUGUUUUAUUAUAUAUCGAUCUAUUUUUGCCGCGAUCGAUCCCGAUCCCGCAACUGAAGCCCCCGGAGGGAGAAGUGCUGCGCGCUGUGAUGCGUCUUCCUCUCGCCUCGGCUGCCAGUUUGGAUUGUAGCGCCCGGCUCCGUGCACUGCGAGGAUGGCUCGGUUUGGGGAUGAUCUGCCAACCCGCUAUGGAGGUGGAGGGCCGGCCGGGGCUGGAAGAGGGAGCAGCCGGCAAGGUGGCCCCCAAGCCGGCCAAAGGAUGUAUAAACAGUCGAUGGCUCAGAGAGCCAGGACUAUGGCUCUCUACAAUCCCAUCCCUGUCAAACAGAACUGCUUCACAGUCAACAGAUCCCUCUUCAUCUUCAGUGAAGAUAAUGUUAUACGGAAAUACGCCAAGCGAAUAACAGAGUGGCCUCCAUUUGAAUACAUGAUUUUAGCUACAAUCAUAGCCAAUUGUAUUGUGCUGGCUCUGGAACAACAUUUGCCGGAUGGAGACAAGACACCGAUGUCAGAGAGAUUGGAUGACACUGAGCCGUACUUUAUUGGAAUAUUUUGUUUUGAAGCUGGUAUCAAAAUCAUCGCUCUGGGCUUUGUUUUUCACAAAGGCUCUUACCUGCGCAAUGGCUGGAACGUGAUGGAUUUUGUCGUGGUCCUCACAGGGAUUCUGGCCACUGCUGGGACUGAUUUUGACCUGCGGACCCUGCGAGCUGUGCGGGUGCUGCGGCCCCUGAAACUCGUGUCAGGAAUCCCAAGCCUGCAGGUUGUCCUCAAGUCCAUCAUGAAGGCCAUGGUGCCCUUGCUGCAGAUUGGGCUGCUCCUCUUCUUCGCCAUCGUGAUGUUUGCCAUCAUCGGGCUGGAGUUUUACAUGGGCAAGUUCCACAAAACCUGCUUUUCCAACGAGACAGGUGAGGAGGUGGGGGAUUUUCCCUGUGGAGAGGAGCCUCCUGCCAGGCAGUGUGAGAGCGGGACCACGUGCAGGGAGUACUGGCAGGGCCCCAACUAUGGCAUCACCAACUUUGACAACAUCCUCUUCGCCGUGCUCACCGUCUUCCAGUGCAUCACCAUGGAGGGCUGGACCGACAUCCUCUACAAUACAAACGACGCUGCAGGAAACACCUGGAACUGGCUUUACUUCAUCCCUCUCAUCAUCAUUGGCUCUUUCUUCAUGCUCAACUUGGUGCUGGGCGUCCUAUCAGGUGAAUUUGCCAAGGAGCGGGAGCGGGUGGAGAACCGCCGGGCGUUCCUGAAGCUCCGCAGGCAGCAGCAGAUCGAGCGCGAGCUCAACGGCUACCUGGAGUGGAUCUUCAAAGCAGAGGAGGUGAUGCUGGCCGAGGAGGACAAGAACGCCGAAGAGAAGUCCCCUCUGGACGUGUUGAAAAGAGCCGCAAUAAAGAAGAGCAAAAAUGACCUGAUUCAUGCAGAAGAAGGUGAGGACCAUUUCACAGACAUUUGCUCCGUUGGGUCUCCCUUUGCCCGUGCCAGUUUGAAGAGUGGGAAGAACGAGAGCUCGUCCUACUUCAGGAGGAAGGAGAAGAUGUUCCGCUUCUUCAUCCGCCGCAUGGUGAAGGCUCAGAGCUUCUACUGGGUCGUGCUCUGCGUGGUGGCCCUCAACACCCUCUGUGUGGCCAUGGUGCACUAUGACCAGCCCGAGAAGCUGACCACUGCUCUCUAUUUCGCAGAGUUUGUUUUCCUGGGGCUGUUCCUCACUGAGAUGUCUCUGAAGAUGUAUGGGCUGGGGCCAAGGAAUUACUUCCACUCUUCAUUCAACUGCUUUGACUUUGGGGUGAUCGUGGGCAGCAUCUUUGAGGUGAUUUGGGCUGCAGUGAAGCCGGGCACCUCCUUUGGCAUCAGCGUCCUGCGCGCCCUGCGGCUGCUGAGGAUCUUCAAAGUGACCAAGUACUGGAAUUCCCUGAGGAAUCUGGUGGUCUCCUUGCUGAACUCCAUGAAGUCCAUCAUCAGUUUGCUUUUCCUGCUGUUCCUGUUCAUCGUGGUCUUUGCUCUGCUGGGGAUGCAGCUCUUCGGAGGGCAGUUCAAUUUCCAAGAUGAAACUCCAACCACGAAUUUCGAUACCUUCCCUGCUGCCAUCCUCACAGUCUUCCAGAUCCUGACGGGCGAGGACUGGAACGCUGUGAUGUACCAUGGGAUAGAGUCACAGGGCGGCGUCCAUUCCGGAAUGUUCUCCUCCAUCUACUUCAUCGUGCUCACCCUGUUUGGUAACUAUACUCUCCUGAACGUCUUCUUGGCCAUCGCUGUGGACAACCUGGCCAAUGCCCAGGAGCUGACCAAGGACGAGGAGGAGAUGGAGGAAGCCACCAACCAGAAGCUGGCCCUGCAGAAGGCCAAGGAGGUGGCUGAAGUGAGCCCCAUGUCAGCAGCCAACAUCUCCAUAGCUGCCAAGCAGCAGAAUUCCUCCAAAUCCAAGUCGGUUUGGGAGCAGAGGACGAGCCAGAUCCGGAUGCACAACUUCCGAGCCAGCUGUGAGGCGCUGUACAACGAGCUGGACCCCGAGGAGCGCGUCCGCUACGCCACCACCCUGCACAUCCGUCCCGACAUGAAAACCCACCUGGACCGGCCGCUGGUCGUGGAGCCCCGUGGCGAAGGCAGGAACAACCUCACCAAGCUGAGCCCCGUGGAUGUCCAGGAGGUGGUGGAGCACCCCAAACCCACCUCCGCUGAUGGGGCAGAAGCGCCAAGGAAGCACCACCGGCAUCGGGAGAAGGAGAAGCUGGGAGAGCAGGAGAAGGGAGAUGUCACCAAGGAGGAGAGUGGCGAGGCCGGGGCUGGCACCAAGGAGGAGCGGCACCGGCAGCACCGGAGCCGCAGCAAGGAGGUGGAAGGGGGCAGCAAGGAAGGGAAAAGCGACCGUACCAGGGGGCAGGAAGGGGGCAAGAGGCACCACCGGCGGGGCUCGGUGGAGGAAGGAGCCGAGAAGGAACACCGGAGGCACCGCAGCCACCGGCACUCCUCCGACCGGCCUGGCAAGGAGGGCAACGGCACCGCCAAUGGUGCCCGCGGCGAGCGGCGCUCCCGGCACCGCGGAGGGUCCCGCUCCGGGAACAGGGAUGGAGAGCCCGGGGCCAAGGGGGACAGCGGAGAGGAGCCCCACCGGCGGCACCGGCUCAGGAACAGGGCCCUGUCCACCUACGAGUCCGUGGAGAAGGACAGCGGGGAGAAGGAGGGGGAGGCUGCCGAGAAGGAGCACCGGAAUCACCAGCCCAAGGAGAACCAGUGUGAGAUGGAGGCCAGUGGCAGUGGCAGUGGCCCUGGCAGUGUCCCUGUGCACACCCUGCCCAGCACUUACCUGCAGAAGGUGCCCGAGCAGCCGGAGGAUGCCGACAACCAGAAGAACGUGACCAGGAUGAUUCAGCCCCCCCUGGACAAAACCACCACUGUGAACAUCCCUGUCACCAUCACUGCCCCUCCAGGGGAAACCACUGUCAUUCCAAUGAACAACGUGGAGUUUGAAAGCAAAACAGAGGAGAAGAAAGACGUCGAUGACCUGACCAAAAAUGGGCCUAAACCAAUCCUGCCUUACAGCUCCAUGUUCAUCCUCAGCCCCACAAACCCGAUCCGCCGCCUGUUCCACUACAUCGUCAACCUGCGCUACUUCGAGAUGGUGAUCCUGAUCGUCAUCGCCCUCAGCAGCAUCGCCCUGGCUGCAGAGGACCCUGUCCAGGCUGAGUCUCCCAGGAAUGAUGCUCUGAAAUACCUGGAUUAUAUAUUUACAGGAGUCUUCACCUUUGAGAUGGUGAUCAAGAUGAUUGACUUGGGGCUGCUGCUCCACCCUGGCUCCUACUUCCGUGACCUGUGGAACAUCCUGGACUUCAUUGUGGUCAGUGGGGCCCUGGUGGCUUUUGCCUUCUCAGGAACCAAAGGCAAGGACAUCAACACCAUCAAGUCCCUGCGAGUCCUGCGUGUGCUCAGGCCUCUGAAGACCAUAAAACGGCUGCCAAAACUAAAGGCUGUCUUUGACUGCGUGGUGAACUCUCUGAAGAACGUCCUCAACAUCCUCAUUGUUUACAUGCUCUUCAUGUUCAUCUUCGCCGUCAUUGCCGUGCAGCUCUUCAAGGGCCGCUUCUUCUACUGCACGGACGAGUCCAAGGAGCUGGAGAAGGACUGCAGGGGUCAGUACCUCGAUUAUGAAAAAAAUGAGGUGGAGGCACAGCCCAGGGAAUGGAAAAAAUACGAGUUCCACUACGACAACGUGCUCUGGGCUCUGCUCACGCUCUUCACCGUGUCCACAGGGGAAGGGUGGCCAACUGUGCUGAAGCACUCAGUGGAUGCCACCUACGAGGAACAGGGGCCCAGCCCUGGCUACAGGAUGGAAAUGUCCAUCUUUUACGUGGUGUAUUUUGUUGUCUUCCCUUUUUUCUUUGUCAACAUCUUUGUGGCGUUAAUCAUCAUCACCUUCCAGGAGCAAGGAGAUAAAGUGAUGUCAGAGUGCAGCCUCGAGAAAAACGAGAGGGCCUGCAUAGACUUUGCCAUAAGUGCCAAGCCCCUGACCCGCUACAUGCCUCAGAACAAGCAAUCUUUCCAGUACAAGAUGUGGAAAUUCGUGGUGUCCCCUCCCUUUGAGUACUUUAUCAUGGUCAUGAUUGCUCUCAACACCAUCGUCCUCAUGAUGAAGUUCUAUGAUGCUCCAGAAGCAUACGAAGAAAUGCUGAAAUGCCUGAAUAUUGUGUUUACAUCCAUGUUUUCCAUGGAAUGUGUGCUGAAGAUCAUUGCCUUUGGUGUGCUGAAUUAUUUCCGAGAUGCCUGGAAUGUCUUUGAUUUUGUAACAGUGUUGGGAAGUAUUACUGAUAUUUUAGUAACAGAGAUUGCGGACACGGACAACUUCAUCAACCUCAGCUUCCUGCGGCUCUUCCGGGCAGCCAGGCUCAUCAAGCUCCUCCGCCAGGGCUACACCAUCCGCAUCCUGCUCUGGACAUUCGUGCAGUCCUUCAAGGCCUUGCCUUAUGUGUGUCUCCUCAUUGCAAUGCUCUUCUUCAUCUAUGCCAUUAUUGGCAUGCAGGUAUUUGGGAAUAUUGCCUUAGAUGAUGAGACCUCCAUUAAUCGGCACAACAACUUCCGCACCUUCCUCCAAGCUCUGAUGCUCCUGUUCAGGAGCGCUACAGGGGAAGCCUGGCAUGAGAUCAUGUUGUCCUGCUUGAGCAACAGAGCCUGUGACCCCCUCUCUGGCCUCACCAAAAAGGAAUGUGGCAGUGAUUUUGCCUAUUUCUACUUUGUGUCGUUCAUUUUCCUCUGCUCCUUCCUGAUGCUGAACCUGUUCGUGGCAGUGAUCAUGGACAAUUUCGAGUACCUGACACGGGACUCCUCCAUCCUCGGCCCGCACCACCUGGACGAGUUCGUGCGGGUGUGGGCAGAGUACGACCCGGCAGCCUGCGGGCGCAUCAGUUACACAGACAUGUAUGAGAUGCUGAGACACAUGUCCCCACCUCUAGGCCUUGGGAAGAAAUGCCCAGCUCGUGUUGCCUAUAAGCGCCUGGUGAGGAUGAACAUGCCCAUCUCCCCUGAGGAUUUAACUGUGCACUUCACCUCCACGCUGAUGGCCCUGAUCCGCACGGCCCUGGAGAUCAAACUGGCCUCAGGAGGUGUGAAGCAGCACCAGUGUGAUGCUGAGCUGAGGAAGGAGAUCUCGCUGGUCUGGCCCAACCUGUCCCAGAAGACUCUGGAUUUGCUGGUGCCUCCUCACAAACCUGACGAAAUGACUGUGGGGAAGGUCUAUGCAGCCCUGAUGAUAUUUGACUUCUACAAGCAGAAUAAGAACAGCAGGGAGCAAGUCCAGCCCCCUGGGGGCCUGUGCCAGCCCGGGCCAGUGUCCCUGUUCCACCCCUUGAAGGCCACCCUGGAGCAGACGCAGCCCGCGGCCUUCAGCAACGCCAAGGCCUUCCUGCGCCAGAAGAGCUCGGCCUCCCUCAACAAUGGGGAGCCCUGUGAGCCACCCCCAGAGGGAGGCAUCAAAGAGUCCAGUUCUUGGGGGACCCAGCGCACCCAGGACGUGUUUUAUGAAACCAGGAGCCCAGCUUUUGAGCGAGGCCACUCCGAGGAGAUCCCCAUUGAGAGGGUGGUAGAAAUGAAGGAGAUCAGCCCCACAGUUGCCAAUGGAGAGCCCCAGCCAGGCCUGGAGAGCCAGGGCCGUGCAGCCUCCAUGCCACGCCUGGCUGCUGAAACCCAGCCCAUCCCGGACACGAGCCCCAUGAAGCGCUCGGUCUCCACGCUGGCCCCGCAGCGCCCUCACGCCAUGCACCUCUACGAGUACUCCCUGGAGCGCAUGCCUCCGGAGCAGGGCCACCACCACCACCACCACCGCUGCCACCGGCGCAAAGAGAAGAAGCAGAAGUCCUUGGAUAGGGCCGCCCAUCACAUGGCUGAUGGACAAGCUGUAGCCCAGUCUGGAGAGUCUUCUUCCAAGGACAAGAAGCAGGAGCGUGGCCGCUCCCAGGAGAGGAAGCAGCACUCCUCCUCCUCCUCCGAAAAGCAGCGCUUCUACUCCUGCGACCGCUACGGCAGCCGGGACCGUGCCCAGCCCAAAUCUGCUGACCAGAGCAGGCCCACCUCACCCAACGGGGGCCCAGAGCACGGCCCACACAGACAGGGCAGUGGUUCAGUUAAUGGGAGCCCCUUGCUGUCGACAUCUGGUGCUAGUACCCCCUGCCGGGGUCGGAGGCAGCUCCCACAGACUCCACUGACCCCACGCCCCAGCAUCACUUACAAGACCGCUAACUCCUCGCCCGUGCACUUCACCACUUUCCAAACCCCCACGUUCUCCCCGGGCCGCCUGAGCCGCGGGCUGUCCGAGCACAACGCGCUGCUGCGGGGAGAGCAGCAGCCGCCCCCGCCCGCCGUGGCCCGCAUCGGCUCCGACCCCUACCUGGGCCACCGCGACGAUGCCGCCGACAGCCCGCAGCGCGCCGCGCCCGAGGACACGCUCACCUUCGAGGAGGCCGUGGCCACCAACUCGGGCCGCUCCUCAAGGACUUCCUACGUCUCCUCCCUGACCUCGCAGUCGCACCAAAUCCGCCGCGUGCCCAACGGGUACCACUACACGCUGGGGCUCAACACAGGCCCCGGCGCCAGAGGACGCAGUUACUACCACGAAGCCGAUGAGGAUGACUGGUGCUAGUGGCUCAGCGGAACCCUGCGAGGUGUGCGUGCUUAAUAAGGAUGAGUUUUAUCAUCUGGAGGGCUGGGAGCUCCCGUGGGGGCCCGGGGCCAGAGGCGGCCGGCAGGGCAGCCCUGAUGAGGACUGCUCAGUGCCCAGGGCUGGAGAUGCCCCUGCAGCCUCUCUCUCCUCUGUAGUUCUUUAGUUUUUUCCUUUUUGAUUUGGUUUUUUUUUUUGCACUAGACAGAUGGAGGAAGAAGGCUCCCUCCUUCUGGGGAAGGCAGCGGGAGGAGCACAUCCCUCACUGCCCCCUCCCCACUGCCUUGUCUAGUCCCGAGACACGCACCAGGCGCCAACCCGGCCACGGAGGCGAGGAGCCGGGAGAAGAGCGAUCCUCACCUUCCACGGUGGAAAAGCAGAACUGUGGGUCCUUCUCAUGAUUGGCGCAGUUUUGUUGAGCUAUUUCUUAAUUAAUUCACCAUCAUAAUUCCCCCCUGCCAGGGUGGGAGCCGGGGGUCGCAAAAGGACUCGCGCAAACAAUGCUUGCCCCCCCCAUUUUGUCUCGUUGAGCGCUGAGAAGGAAGAGAUGCACCCAAGAAACUGGGAGAGGAGAAACACAGCCCAGAACAAAGGACAGUCCUUUGGGACUUGAUGUUCAGCCACUGCAAUCCUUUAGGGCAGAGCUGGUGCCACCCCAAGCUGACCCUGCUGUGACACCACUGCCCUGGGGGUCUCCAAUGUCACUUACCACAUCGGGUCCUUCACACUGACACACGGUAAAGCCACAAGAGAGCUCCUUUGUAAGGACUGUUUCCUUGCUGCUGAGACUUUUCAAUCCAUCCCUCUCUCCUGUUGACUGCAACACACCCUCACUGUUUUGUCUUGUUUACAAUAUAAGCUUGAUUUAGCAAAAAACAACUUAAAAAAAAAAGUCCACAAAAAAAAAAAGAACAACCCAAACAAAAAGAGGAAAAAAAAAGCGUAGGGUUGAGAAGAAGAAAUGUUAUUGGUUUUAUAUCAAGCUAUUAGAUAGAACUUUAACUUUUCAUUGUGUGCAUUUUUGUAAAUUGUACAGUAAAAAAAAAAAAAGAAAAAAAAAAGAAAAAAAAUUUCCUCUUUCUGUAGAGAAUUAGUCCAGUUGUCAUUCCAGGUCCCACCGUUUCUACCGAAUGCUCCAGUUGUUCACUACUAAGUGCCUAACCUUUGAAAUCUUUCACAGUGACGAUGCAACCUCUUGCUUCGAGGCAUCAGAGCUUGGGCGAGCGUGGGGAGGGCAGAGGGUGUGGGGCCGAGCAGCCGGAGCCUGGAGGGGCCCUGGGGUCACUGUGCCCCAGGCUGGGAGCUUCCAGCGGGGAAGGCAAACGUGCUUUGGGUUUGGUUGGCCUUUUAUUCUAUUUUAUUUUUGGUUAGAAUAUAGAAAUAUAAAUAUAUAUAUAUAGAUAUACUUUUAUGGGUGAGAGGGGAGUGAUUGCAGCAAACAAAGCUGGCCUUGUCUCAUUGCCCAGUGGAGGAAAUUGCAGGUGGGAAAGGGCAGCAUCUGCAGGGGUGUUCCUGCAGGAGAAGCAGCAUCUCCCACAGGCCAGCUGAGAGAGCUCUGGCCGUGCAUCAUUGGUGUGGAGGGCAGUUGGAGUGAGUUGUUUUUAUUGCCUGAUAGGAGAAGGUUAAAAAAAAAGUGAUGAUAAUAAUAAUAAUAAUAAUCCAAACCUCUAACUCUGAUUCUCAGGGAUGAGAUUUCUGCGUUCUUGCAAUGACUCUUGUGUUGGCUGGUUUCUUUCUUUUGUGCCCGUGUGGAUUCCUGCACUGUGAGCCUGGGAAAAGGGCAAACACGCUGUGCUGGCGGGGAGGGAGGCUGGGGGCAAAGCCCAGCCAGGACCUCCUGCCCAGGGCUCUGCUGAGCCCUUGUAGGGCUGGUUUGGGGCACAGGGCAGCCAGAGGACAUGGAGAGGUUAAAAGGUGAAAGGAGGAAGGGUGGGAGGUGCUGGGCACAUCCCUAAAGACGCCGCUAGGAAAGAGGAUAGGGUUGGAGAGGUGAAUUUUUUCAGAGGAUCUACCAAGCCCCAGACCUGUGGAACUUCUCCAGGUGCAGCGGUUGCGCAGGGUGGGUGGAAAUCCCACUGGCCCUGGCGAUCUGUUCUGUCCCUGGGUUGCUUGGAGGGGAUCAGAUGCCACCAGAACGCUCAGGAGGUCUCUCAUGCUCUCAGCAAAGUCUGUCAGCCUCAGGCAGGAGCAGUCUGCUCUAGGGUGGUUCUUCACAUCUCCUGUAGCUCUUCUCUUGAGGAAACUCAACCCGGUUUUGUUCCCUCCGGUGUUUUGUUUUAAUUUUGUUCUGUUCAGUAGCAAUCUCUGGCCGAUCUCAUCCCUGGAUUCUGCUAAAGGAUAACUCCUGUCUGUAUCUCUGUCUCUGUACUCGUGUGCACUCGGAAUAAAGGCAGUGUGGUAGCCAGAGGUCACGGCUGGCAUUCCUGGCAUUCCCAAACGGAGGGCUAUGCAACCAGAUGACACGUCCGGACACACACCCACCCCACCACCACUCCAAGACCUUCAUCCAUCUGUAGCUUUAGCUGCUGGAUUUUCCUGUUUCAGGCUUCAGCACGAUUGUGACCAAAUGUUUUAUACAUUUUCCUGAAAUGAAGGCACAAACACCUUAUUUGAAAUUUUCCAAGGGAACGUUCCUAUUUUACUGCAGGAAGUCGAGGGGAAGGGACUACACCAUCUCUCUGCCCGUGCAUGCAAACACUGUACCCACACUGGAAAGCAACAGAGAUGUCUUUCUGUACGGAAUAAUUCUGUCUUUUCCCCCUUUUCCUCUCCCAUUUUCCAUCCCCAACCCCACAGCCCUGCACUAACACAGCUUUGGGUCACCCCAAUUCAUAGGCAGAACACAAAGAAGAAUCUCAAGUUGUCCAAAUCCUCCACCCGCCUCGUAGGGGUCGAUGACAGUGACAGACAAGCCUGACCACAAUUAUCCAUAACCCUUUCCUGACAUUUUUUUACAGCCUCUCUGCUGUCUCUCCAUCUUUCCAAGAAUCCUCAUAGUGAGUUGCCAAACUUGAAUUGCACCGAUCAGUUUUCUGCAUCCAGAACCAGUCUCGUAGUGGCUGUACUUUGAAUAAGUAAUGUUUGCAUGUAAUAUAUAUACAUAUAUACAUAUCUAUAAAAAGUAUGUGCAUGGAAAAUGUUUAUCUUCGUACUUUUUUGAUACAAUGUAUUCAUCAGUUGUUAAUUUUUAAUUAUAUUUGAUAUAAAUUUGGGGGUUUGUUGCAAAACUUUAUAUUUAAAAAACAGUGUGAAAAACGAUCAAAGUUCCAACCA